Ricinus communis (castor bean) is the source of this 2042-nucleotide messenger RNA. RefSeq names its product protein DETOXIFICATION 49. The coding region runs from base 165 to 1784 and encodes 539 amino acids. Gene Ontology annotation, biological process: xenobiotic detoxification by transmembrane export across the plasma membrane. The record is from RefSeq and is a predicted model, not a curated record. Gene Ontology annotation, cellular component: membrane. The transcript has a single exon. NCBI's taxonomy places the organism in Eukaryota, Viridiplantae, Streptophyta, Magnoliopsida, Malpighiales, Euphorbiaceae. Gene Ontology annotation, molecular function: antiporter activity; xenobiotic transmembrane transporter activity.
UACUAAGUCCAUGUAUGUCCCAACAAUUUAUAACUCCUUAAACCUCACCAUUUAAACCUCAGUAACUCCAUUCUUUCAAAUUCCCAGAGCCACACACAAAAUCCCACCAUAUUCUCUCUCUCUCUCUCUCUCUCUCUCUCUCUCUCUCUUAAAAGUUCAUAACUAUGUGCCAAUUAUCUUCACCAUCUCAUCCUUGCAAAAGCAAUUUAGAGUUAGACCCAUCAACCAAAGUACAAAAACAAUCUGACAUGUUAAGUACUCCUUUGGUCCCCAAGAAUCCAACAUUAUCUCAACCACAAAACACUAAUCCUCAAAAUAACCAUCUUUCUUUAGCAAUCAAAGAAGCCAAAUGCAUAGCCAAUAUUGCUUUUCCAAUGAUAUUAACUGGGCUCUUACUCUACUCUCGCUCCAUGAUUUCCAUGCUCUUUCUUGGCCGUCUUGGCGAGCUCGCCUUAGCCGGUGGCUCUUUAGCAAUCGGGUUUGCCAACAUCACCGGUUACUCUAUUCUCUCCGGUCUUGCCAUGGGAAUGGAACCCAUCUGCGGCCAAGCUUUUGGUGCUAAAAGAUAUAAGCUUAUUGGCCUAACUUUACAAAGAACCAUUCUGUUGCUUUUCUUGAUUUCAUUUCCCAUAGCUUUUUUAUGGUUCAACAUGAAAAAGAUCCUUAUCUUUUGUGGCCAAGAAGAUGAUAUAGCUACAGAAGCGCAAUCCUACAUUCUUUAUUCACUUCCUGACCUUAUCUUGCAAUCACUUCUGCAUCCUUUGCGUAUAUACCUUAGAACUCAAUCCAUAACUCUGCCUCUGACAUUUUGUGCAGCUCUUUCUAUUCUUCUACAUAUACCCAUUAACUAUUUUCUUGUUUCUGUUCUUAAUCUUGGAAUUAAAGGCGUUGCCUUAAGUGGGAUUUGGACUAACUUCAAUCUUGUAGCUUCAUUGAUCAUUUAUGUUCUGUUCUCCGGUGUUUACAAGAAAACAUGGAGUGGGAUUUCUUCAGAGUGCUUUAAAGGAUGGAAAUCUUUACUGAAUUUAGCAAUUCCAAGUUGCAUUUCUGUUUGUCUUGAAUGGUGGUGGUAUGAGAUUAUGAUAUUAUUAUGUGGGUUGUUGUUGAAUCCAAGAGCUACGGUUGCUUCGAUGGGAAUCUUGAUUCAAACCACUGCUUUGAUAUACAUUUUCCCAUCUUCUUUGAGUUUUAGUGUGUCGACAAGAGUUGGUAAUGAAUUGGGUGCCAGUAAUCCUCUAAAGGCAAAAUUUGCUGCUAUUGUUUGUCUCUCUUCAAGCUUCUUUUUGGGAUUUUCCGCAUUGUUUUUCGCGGUUAUGGUGAGGAAUGUUUGGUCGUGUAUGUUUACAGAAGAUGCAGAGAUCAUUGCAUUGACAUCAAUGGUUUUGCCUAUAAUUGGUCUUUGUGAGCUUGGAAAUUGCCCACAAACAACUGGUUGUGGUGUUUUGCGGGGAACUGCUACGCCUAAGACCGGUGCAAAUAUUAAUUUGGCAUGCUUUUACCUUGUGGGUAUGCCUGUUGCUGUUUUCUUAAGUUUCUAUGCUGGCUUUGAUUUUAAAGGUCUCUGGCUUGGUCUCUUAGCCGCCCAAGGCUCAUGUGUUGUGACCAUGUUGUUCGUUUUGACUCGCACCGAUUGGGAAUUGCAAGCCCGUAGGGCUAGACAACUCACAGGAAAUGUAGAAAAUGUGGGUAGCGAUGAUCAUGACAUUGAAGAGGAGGAUGAGAUACUAAAGCUCGAGACGGAACGAUUGUCCAAUUCAUUAAGAGAUAACAAUUUAUUAGUUUAGUUGAGUACGAAUGCGAUGGUAAUUUUUUUUUUUUAUAAUAGAUAUUUGAUUGAUAUAUUCAUUUAAUUUUCAUAAGAAUAUAUGUUAUUAAUUUUAUUAAUUUUUUUCGUUUACUUGUAAAAAAGAUAGAAUUUGAUUGAAUAUUAGAGAAGUAGUGCCUUUGUUUGAUCCAUUGUUUCUUAUGGAAAGAAAAAUUGGAACAUAGAUUUCCUUGGUGUAUAACAAACUUCUGUGGAAUCAUGAUGUUAUUCUUUUGUC